UAAUUCUGCGAAUUACCCGUCCCUAAAACAGUCAGAUCACUGCCACAUGGAAUGGAGGGCGUUACUAAAAUUAUUUAGAAAAAUAGAAUAAAAAUUACAAAUCGGACUCCACAAUACCGUUGUGUUGAUUAGUGAUUUGUUAGCUGUAUAUGAAAAAUAUUUUUUGAAAUGUUUUCCACCGUUCCCAGAUCGUUGUUAUGUUGCACAAACGCAAUAGGCCCAAACAGGGCUCUGGCGUAUGUACUCUCAAAAUGCCCGGCGCUGGAACCCACCUCAGUACUCUGCCGGGAGUACCACGAGGUUACCGGGAAUAUUAUUUGUCCAAACGUUGUCAGAGGUAUCGAUCAUCUCAGGGAUCCACGGCUCAACAAGGGUCUUGCAUUUACUUUAGAAGAGCGCCAAGCUCUCGGUAUACAUGGUUUGUUGGCGGCCAAGUUCAAAACUCAAGAGGAGCAGUUGGACAUCUGUAGGAUAUCAAUCGAUAGAUAUGAGGACAAUCUGAACAAAUAUCUAUACCUCGUCGAGUUACAGGACAGAAAUGAGAAGCUGUUCUUCAGACUUUUAGCGGAGAAUAUUGAGAAGUAUCUGCCCAUUGUGUACACUCCCACCGUGGGAUUGGCGUGUCAGAGGUUCGGUCUGAUUUACAGACGACCUAGAGGUCUCUUCAUCACCAUCAACGAUAAGGGUCACAUAUUCAACAUUCUUAAAAAUUGGCCGGAACCUGAUGUUCGUGCUAUCGUGUUCACCGAUGGUGAGAGAAUCCUCGGUCUGGGAGACCUUGGCGCGUACGGGAUGGGUAUUCCCGUGGGAAAACUGUCUUUGUACACCGCUUUGGCAGGCAUCAAGCCCCACCAAUGCCUUCCUAUAACACUGGACGUCGGCACGGACAACCAGGAUCUUCUUGAAGACCCGUUGUAUAUCGGCCUUCGCCAGAGGCGAGUCCGAGGCAAGGAAUACGAUGAGUUUAUCGACGAAUUCAUGGAGGCGUGUGUGCAGCGAUACGGCCAGAAUACUUUACUUCAGUUCGAAGACUUCGCCCUGCCCAACGCGGGACGUCUCCUCAAGAAGUACCGUAACAAGUACUGUACGUUCAACGACGACAUCCAGGGCACGGCCAGUGUGGCGGUGGCUGGACUGAUGGCGGCUGUGAGAGUCACUAAGAGGAAGCUCAGCGAGAAUAUCUAUCUGUUCUUGGGAGCUGGUUCUGCAGCAAACGGCAUCGCCAACCUUACAGUGUCAGCCAUGGUGGCGGAGGGCCUGUCGGAGCGCCAGGCUCGCGAGCGAGUGUACAUGUUCGACGUGGACGGGCUGCUGUCCACGCGGCGCGAGGGCGGCGUGCCGGAGCACGCCAAGGUGUUCGGCAAGGACAUCGAACCGGAGAAGGAUUUCGAAGCAUGCGUCGCCAAGAUCAAGCCGAGUUGUCUUAUUGGGUGUUCGACUGUCGGUGGCGCGUUCACAACGAAUGUACUGAAGCAAAUGGCCAAGAAUACAGAGAGGCCCGUCAUCUUCGCGCUGUCCAACCCCACCAGCAAAGCUGAGUGUACUGCGCAGGACGCCUACGACCAUACUGAGGGUCGUUGCAUCUUCGCUUCGGGUUCGCCGUUCCCCCCAGUGAACUUCAACGGCAAGGAGUUCCGUCCCGGCCAGGGGAACAACUCGUACAUCUUCCCUGGCGUGGCGUUGGGCGUCAUCGCCACUGCCACACAUCAUAUAUCCGAAAACAUGUUCCUCACCGCUGCUAGGACUCUAGCCAAUUACGUGAGUGAGGACGAUCUGUCGAUCGGUCGUAUUUAUCCCUCGCUGGCCGAGGUGAAGGAGGUCUCCGUGGCUAUCGCCAUUGAAGUUGCCAAGACGGCUUACGACGAAGGUCUGGCCUCAGUGUACCCAGAGCCGAAAGACUUAACGAAACACGUACAAAACCAAAUGUACAGCUAUUAUUACGAGAGUGCCAUGCCCAUAGUGUGGGACUGGAAACCGGAAGAGAAGUUCAACGUGAGACCCAUACAGCCAGUGCCCAAGAACAUCUAAACAGUAUUAGAUUUAUUUGUAUUAGUCAAUGACGCAGGGACACGUUUCGUUUCUGUGUACUGUCAAGCAUAAAAGUCAUAAAUCUACAAUAGAUAUAAGUUAAUUCAAAAUGGAAGAUUAUAUUGUACGCAUUACGCGGAGUUGCGAUAGCAUUCGUUGUGUUGCAAGUUAUUUUUAUCAAAACAUCAAUGUAUUAUUGAAAGUAUCUUUUCAGUUUCGUUUAUAAUUUAAAAUGAUUUAUACAUAUUAAGACCAUUUCAAGAUCUAAAAAAAAUGAGAUUAUAUGAACUCUUAGUGUUAAAAUAAGUUUUAAUUUAGGAGUACUUUUGUGUUUUUAAGUAUAUUGUCAAAUAUCGACCAUUGAGUGGUUAGUUUUAGUUUAUAUCGUGCUUCAAGCACACGGAAUAAGAUAAGGGAAUUGAAUCGGUGACGGCAUGUUAUGACUUAAAAUAAUUGACUUUUAUGAUUGACUGUACAAUCAUUUAAUAAUUUAAAGCGCCCGAACAUUUUUUCUUAUACCAUGGUGCGGUUUUAUUUUUCCAUGGUCGACGCAAUAAGUUCGGCGCAAAAAAAAAAAUGUUUUUAAUAAAUCGGAGUGUUCAGUGGUUUCCAUUUAUUAUUAAAGAUAAUCACACAAAGUAUUUUAUAACUUCUAUAUAACGUGUAUGUAUGUAUGUUGUCUACGGAUCUUAGUAAUUUAAUCGGAACGCUUCAUUAAUUCACAUCAAGUAACUUAUUCCAAUCGUAUAAAUCAUGUUAAUAGUAAGUUACUUGACGUUAAGUCAUUGUCAUCAUUCAAAAUCGUAAUGUGCGUGUAGCGAGUAGAAGAAUAUAUCGAUUUAAAAAAAAAUCAUAUGUGUGAGAAUAAUAAUUAUGGUGGCCUUUUGUCAUUGUUUUAGCUUGUCACUGAUUGUUCGUAGAUUUUUAAAUGUAUUUAAAUGUGUCUACACCUCGAUUUCAACACAAAAUGCACUUAAAAUUAUGACGUAAUGUCGAUCGAUUAAGAAUCGUUGUUAAAAACUUUUUUAAUUCAUGAAAAUAUGAUUUAUUUUAUUUCUUGAAGCGUUUGUAUGUUGCAACGACUUCGAACGAAGACAUUUACACGUAUUUCUCAACAUUAAUUUAUUCUUAGCAAAUGUUUUAGCAAAUUUUGGUAUUGUAUGUAUAUAUUAAGAUCCAUGUACGUAGAUAUAAAUUAUCAGACUUGUCCCUCCUUAAUACAUGACCAAAAAUUCGUAUCAGCUACUAGAGUUUAUCGAUAAAUAGACGUUGAACAAUAUUAUUUUCAGACAGCCAGAUGGCAUUGGUUUUGCAACCACACAGCCAAGGAUAAAUAUAUUUAUGUUUAUUAAUAUUAUUCUGUUUUGGUUACACAGUCUAGUCACCGCAGUAUUGGUAUUCUGCGAACACAAUGCAUUUUCAGUUUAUUUAUUAAGAGUUAAAACGCCACCUCGUGAAUAAUAAAGACAUUUACAAUAAUUUUAAGAUCAUUCAUUUGAGUGUAGUGCCACCAUCAUGUGAAAAUAUAUUUGGGUAUUAUUUUAUUGUACUUGAACUUCCAUAGGCAACAAUUUGUAACAUAGACUAAAAACGUCUGCUCUGGCAUAGAGAAAACGUAUUUUUAUUCGUAUUAAAGUCUAUUGUCCGGUGUACACACUAUUUGUGUUAAAUAAAAAAUUCUCGCGUUAGAUAAUUAGAUCGAAUGUUAUUGUAUAUUUGACUAAGAUGUUUUUAGUAUUAUUUUCGAGUUCAGUAUUUGAUAGUGAGACAACGUUUUCGCUGAGCGAAUAAAAACAGUUAUGUACGUAUUUCCGAUUUAUUUAUGUGAACAUAAUGUAUCCGAUGAUACUAUGUGAUUUAUGUUGCUGUGAACAUUGUUUGUUUCGACUAACAUUAAAUGUGUUUAAAUUUGUUUUCCGUUUUCGACUAAUAUGUUGAUUGGUAAUUUUGUCGUCAAUUAAUACGUACUUUAUUUUUAUCAGGGUGUUUGAUAUAGGACAAAUAUUUUCUCCACAUUACCCAAUCAUAAACGUAACACUGCGGAAUAUAUGAUAUUGCAUGUUGUAUGACUAGUUAAUUGAAUUGUUGCGACAAAAUAAAUUAUAGGUGUUACUAAUUAAACAUGUUCGAAAACA
Molecule: messenger RNA, 4163 nt
Organism: Manduca sexta (tobacco hornworm)
Lineage: Eukaryota; Metazoa; Arthropoda; Insecta; Lepidoptera; Sphingidae
Gene: Men-b
Product: NADP-dependent malic enzyme
Exons: 12
Coding region: 169-2028 (619 amino acids)
Biological process (GO): pyruvate metabolic process; malate metabolic process
Cellular component (GO): mitochondrion
Molecular function (GO): malate dehydrogenase (decarboxylating) (NAD+) activity; malate dehydrogenase (decarboxylating) (NADP+) activity; NAD binding
Source: RefSeq, a predicted model, not a curated record